This is a messenger RNA of Hevea brasiliensis (rubber tree), 2979 nucleotides long. Its product is annotated as probable E3 ubiquitin-protein ligase RHG1A. The coding region runs from base 340 to 2634 and encodes 764 amino acids. NCBI's taxonomy places the organism in Eukaryota, Viridiplantae, Streptophyta, Magnoliopsida, Malpighiales, Euphorbiaceae. The record is from RefSeq and is a predicted model, not a curated record. Gene Ontology annotation, molecular function: ubiquitin protein ligase activity. The transcript is spliced from 6 exons.
AAGUAGACCCAUAUAUGGGUGAUGAUGAGGAGGAGUGUGUGAACUCGAUACACUGAAUAACGUCUCAAAAAUAACGGCGUCUCAAAAAUUUCAGAUAUAGAGAGAGAGGCAGAGCAGAAACUGAAAGUUUUGCAGAGAUAGAGAGAGACAUGCAGAGAAAGGUGACACGAGGCCGUCAGCGUGAAGGGUUCUGGUGGAGUGAAAAUCCAAUUGGUCAGCAGCCAAACAUGACACCUUACUACCAUACUCGUCUCUUCUUCAUCUGUCUGGAGAGAAGUCCUAGUUCUAGCUGGGCCUUUUAUGGUGAUUGGUCCCUAAAGAGAAAGUCUGUUGGCCACGAUGCAAGGUCAAGAUAGCACCUCCAAUGCCUUUCCAGGAACCUUUUAUUUGGAUAAUGGGUCCAAUGGCAUCAAUCUUCGACAAAAUGAGAAUAAUGUAGUUCCAGCUGAUGCUUCUGUUUAUCAUGGCCAUCCUGUCAUGGGUUGGAUGAGUCAAUCUAGUUCUAGCAUGAACAACCAAACCCUUGUUCGAUUUCGGGAUUUAUUAGCUGAAGAUGGGUUGCCAUCUAAUGGGAUGGAUCAAUCUACUUCUAGGGAGAACCCCCAAUCUCCGGUUCGAUUUCUGGAUUUAUUAGCUGAAGAUGGGUUGCUGUCUAAUGGGAUCGAUCAAUCUACUUCUGGUGUGAACACCCAAACUCCAGUUCGAUUUCAGGAUUUAUUAGCUGAAGAUAGUUUGAUGUCUUCCCCUGUUGCUAGUCCUGGAACUGGUCAGAGUUUGGAAGAAAGGCAUUCCGGGCCACUAAUUGCUCCCUUUCGACAAAGUGUUGACAUGAGCCUAGGAAAUGGCUGUUUCACUAACAGGUUAUUGCCUUUGCAACAGGCUAGUUCUAGUGCUUUCCCUCAGAACUUAGACUUAAAUGCAGCAUUUGGCAGCAACAGCAUAGAUGCCAAUCUGAAUACAGUUACAGAUUUGUGUCCAAGUACAUUUAAACCAGGUGGAUCAGAUGUUGAUAAAAAUCUAUCUGCCAGUGAUUCUUCUAAUUCUAGUCCCCUUGUGAUUUCUUCUGGAAUUGCGGGAUAUGUGGUGGAAGAAAAUGAGGAUGGAGAAGGUCGUUCACCGGAUGGUAGGCGUCUUUCAUGCAAGAGAAGAGCAGCCGAAGAUGCUUCUGGACAACUUUCUUUGGGUAGAAGCUCAAGAUCCACUCAACAAGCUGUUCCUACUCAAGAAAAUAAUACUAGAAGAUUGAAUUUAUCAACUACAGAUAAUCAUCCAAAUGUCAGGUAUUCGGAGCAGCUGGAUGCUGGAGUUGCGGUUGCUUUAGAGGCAACUCCUGUCAUGCAUCAAACUUCAAGCGCAGCAGGAGGUGAACUUGGAGCUCGUGCAGUUGCGAGCUCUUACAUUCAUCAAGCCUUAGCGAUGGUAGGAGAAGCUGAGCAGUCCCAAAGAAAUAUCCAUCUGAGAAGAAGAGUGAAUCAUCAAGAUUUUGUGCCAGCUAACUUUGCAACAUGGACCGCUAGGAAUUCUCCUCCACAAUUACGUGGUCAACCAGCUGUUCAUUCCUCACUUGAUUUUGUUCCAAACACAAGCUCAGUGACAAGAAUAGUUCACCCUACUCCUCCAAUGCAGCAGCCUGUCCAUGAUUCAUAUUCUUCAGAAACUUUGCAGCAGGGGAAUGCAAUCACCAGGUCAAGAACUGUUCUGCCGUCCACUUCUGUUUUUACUGUAAACAGAGGAGAUGCAACACUUUUAGAAGACAACUCAAGGAACAAUCAAAGAAAUGACAUGCUUACUCCUGAAUUUCAAAGGGGAAAUUUGGAACAUUUGUUAACAAACCCGAACUUUGUCCUUGGCACAAACUCUCCUGGAAAUAUUGCAUCCAAUUCUAGAAAUAGUUCUACUUUUCAUGUUCGCCAAUCAUCGGCGCCCAUCUUGUUCCCCGAAAGCAACAUGGCUCAGCAAUAUAUGGAGAGAACCUCAGACAUUGUCAAUGACAUUGAGGCUCAAAGGCAAGGUAGUUACUACCCACGACAUUUGGGUAUUGCUGAAAGAGAGUGGGAAUUAUCGAUGAGAGGUGGUAAUUCAAGGGCUUAUCAUGUACCUCUUAGAUCAGGAUUGACAAUACAAGCUGAGAGACAAAGUGAUGGCAAUCCUGAUGUGCCAAUGCGCUCUUUGACUGCUACUCAGAGGAGAAUGAGACUGUUAUCUGAGCUUCGGGUUCACAAUGCUGUGUCACUUCUGCGUAGGGAGCGCCUCUUUCAGUAUGCGGAUUUGUUGAUCAACCGUUCAGUGUUGUUUGGUGUACCUGAAGAGAAUGAUCUUCAUGAAGAUAUGCGUCUAGAUGUGGAUAACAUGUCUUACGAGGAACUACUGGCCCUAGAGGAGCGAAUUGGAAAUGUUUGCACUGGACUAAGUGAAGAAGCUAUUCAGGCACAUAUGAAGCCUCGCAAGUAUGAAGCAACUGCAGUAGGGCCUCUGAAAGAUGAACCAUGCUGCAUCUGUCAGGAGGAUUAUGCUGAUGGUGAAGAUCUUGGACAGCUGAACUGUGGGCAUGAAUUUCAUUUUAACUGCAUUAAACAGUGGCUUGUCCAGAAGAAUAACUGCCCUAUCUGCAAAAAGACAGGGUUUGAAGUUUGAGAUUGUUAAUUUCAGGACUUCUUUCUACAAUAAAGAUCACAUGACAUGCUAUGGAGAUUCUCUCCUGUCCAUGGAUCAUCCUUCUUGGCAACUUUUUACAUUAUGUUUUCUUGUUUUAAGGGAUGAUCAUCAAUAACUACAGUAGGCAACAAGACCAUGAGCUGCCUCAUGCACUUGCUGCUUCUAUUUUUAUUUUCUAAUGUUUAAGAUUCUGCAAUGACAUUCAGUCUAAAGGUUUUGGGGACCAAAAACUUGGAAAGGCACCCUUUCAUGUGAAAAGGGGCUUUGGCAGCUAGACCUUCUAAAUUUAUCUUUACUGUUAUAAACUAUUUCCUUGGUUUGCUA